This is a messenger RNA of Musa acuminata AAA Group (dessert banana), 3233 nucleotides long. Its product is annotated as U-box domain-containing protein 52-like. Lineage: Eukaryota; Viridiplantae; Streptophyta; Magnoliopsida; Zingiberales; Musaceae. Gene Ontology annotation, molecular function: protein kinase activity; ATP binding. Bases 302 to 2557 code for a protein of 751 amino acids. Gene Ontology annotation, biological process: protein phosphorylation. The transcript has 11 exons. The record is from RefSeq and is a predicted model, not a curated record.
UCUGGGAAAUGGUCGCAGCAACCUAUGCCAUUCAAUGGCAACACCCCACCAACUCCACCCUAUUCCUUGGCCUCUCCUGUAUCCACGCCUGACCUCACACGAGAGAGAGAGAGAGAGAGAGAGAUCAUGAAGACCAACAAAGGAGGUCAAGGGAGAAGAAGAAGAGAGGGAAGGAUAACCUUAGCAGCUCCCCUAUCUGCUGUGCCUCUCAGGAAGAGAGGUAGUCAAGAGAGAGGCACCAGCAAGGAGAGGAGAGAAGACAGCCUGGGCUGUUGAUCGUACGCCUUGGUGGUAGAGAGCAAUGUCGCAGAGGGAGCAGCAGCCGGCGGAUGGACCGGCGUCGUCGCCGCUGGUCGCGGUCGCCAUCGACAGGGACAAGAACAGCCAGGGCGCGUUCAGGUGGGCUCUGGACAACGUCGUUACCAGAGGCCAAACCCUCACCCUCGUCCAUGUCAACACCAAGCCCUCAACGGGGUCCGAAGACGCCGCCAACAUCAUCAAGGAAUUGUUUGUUCCCUUCCGAUGUUUCUGCACACGCAAGAAUGUGCAGUGCAACGAUGUCAUACUCGAAGACACCGACGUUGCCAAGGCUAUCGUAGAGUUUGUGUUGAGAUCUGCAGUCGGGAAGCUUGUGAUUGGCGCAUCACCGAAAGGAGGAUUCGUCAGAUCGUUCAGAAGCACAGACACCAGCAGCAGUAUCUCCAAGGGCGUGCCUGAUUUCUGCACUGUCUUCAUCAUCUCCAAGGGGAAGGUGUCUUCCAUGAGGAACGCUGCCCGGCCACCGCCGACCGGUGCUCUUAUCCGGGCGCAGAUCCAAAGCCAACCAACUGCUCGACCCGAUCCACUGGACUACAACAACAGGAAUAAUGUCAUGAGAGUGCCAAAUGAGGCCGCAUUUGCUGCACGGACUCUGUACAAAGACAACGAAUCGAUCAAGUCGCCCUUUACCAGGGGAACGCGUGCCACGAAAUCGUAUGGGGAGAUGAUGAUGGACAGCGAUAUCUCAUUUGUGAGCAAUGGCAGGCCAAGCUUCGACCGCGGCUACCCACCGAGACUGUCGAACAUGUCCGACGCCUUGGAUCGUAGUUUCGAGUCACCUCGCAAUUCUGUGGGUGGGUACUCGUCCUCGAACGGCCUCUCUUCCCUGUCCUAUGAGAGCUCAUCAUCUCCCGCUAUGGACGAAGUGGAAGCAGAGAUCAGGAGGCUAAGGUUAGAACUGAAGCAGACCAUGGACAUGUACAGCACAGCCUGCAAAGAAGCACUUACGGCAAAACAAAAGGCAAUGGAGCUGCAGCGCUGGAAGACGGAGGAAGGGAAGAGACUGGAGGAAGCUCGGCUGUCGGAAGAAGCCGCUCUGGCCUUGGCGGAGAGGGAGAAAGCGAAGCGAAUGGCCGCCAUCGAGACGGCUGAAGCGUCGAAAAGGAUUGCAGAGUUGGAAGCGCAGAAGCGGAUCAGUGCAGAGUUGCAGGCAGUGAAAGAGGCCGAGGAGAAGAUAAAGGCUUUCGAUGCGAUGUCGCACACAAAUCUCAGGUACCGGAGGUACACCAUCGAGGAGAUCGAAGUAGCCACCGAGAACUUCGCGGAGAACAGGAAGAUUGGAGAGGGUGGGUAUGGUCCUGUCUACAGAGGCACUCUGGAUCACACGCCUGUCGCCAUUAAGGUACUGCGUCCCGAUGCCGCUCAAGGAAGGUCACAGUUUCAGCAAGAGGUCGAGAUACUGUGCUGCAUUCGGCAUCCAAACAUGGUGCUGUUGUUGGGUGCUUGCCCGGAGUAUGGCUGCCUCGUGUACGAGUACAUGGCAAACGGGAGCUUGGAAGACCGUUUGUUCAGGCGGGGGAACACGCCGCCGAUUCCCUGGCAGCACAGGUUUCGGAUCGCCGCAGAGAUCGGCACCGGCCUCCUCUUUCUGCACCAGACGAAGCCGGAGCCGCUCGUCCACCGGGACCUCAAGCCCGCGAACAUCCUCCUCGACAGGAACUACGUGAGCAAGAUCAGCGACGUCGGCCUCGCCCGCCUGGUGCCGCCGUCGGUGGCGGACAACGUCACCCAGUACCGCAUGACGGCCACUGCCGGCACGUUCUGCUACAUCGACCCGGAGUACCAGCAGACGGGCAUGCUCGGCAUCAAGUCCGACGUCUACUCUAUGGGGAUCCUGCUGCUGCAGCUGGUGACCGGGAAGCCGCCCAUGGGGCUGACGCACUACGUGGAGCGUGCGAUCGAGAAGGGGACGUUCGAGGAGAUGUUAGAUGGCUCGGUGCCGGACUGGCCCGUCGAGGAUGCUCUAAGCUUGGCGAAGCUAGCGGUCAAGUGCGCGGAGCUCAGGCGGAAGGAUCGCCCGGAUCUUGCGACGGGCAUAUUGCCGGAGCUCAACAGGCUGAGAAAUCUCGCGGAGGAGAACAUGCAGUACUCUGUGCUGCUGGGGUACAGCCCUCUCACCUCACCCAUGCAAAGCCAAGUCUCCACACAAGACUUCAUGAGUGCACCUUCAGCUCUGCAAUCCGGAUAUGAAAGCUCAAGAAGUCGGUAUAGUGGAUCAUCUGUGCCUGGAAGAACAUGAUUGGUGAGCAAUAUAUGGUAUAAAUUGAGGGUAAAAUCCUGGUUUUUUGUGUUAGUGGAAACAGAACAAAACUAUACAUGAGGAGGCAUUUCAACUCUCACUGCUUUCAUCUCUCCUUCUUGGAACCAGGCAAGGGAAUGAAUCACCUGUUACUGCAGUCGGAUGUAGAAACAGCUAGUUGAUGAUGAAGUACUGCUUCUGCCUCAUCUCUUGGUCAAGGAAGAUUUGUUUGUACUACUACUACACAUUGUAUGUAUCAUUCCCUCUCCUUCUACUUCCUUUUUUCUUUUUUUUUUUAUCUCUUCCUUUUCCCCCCCUUUUUUUGGAAUCUUAUCUACAAUUUCAACUUGCAAAGUACAAAAACAAUUACAAAGUAUAUUUUUUUUCCCGCAUCUAUACAAUCUCCAGAUAGCAAUAGUUUGUCAUAUGUUUGACAUCUUUAUGUCAACUAUGAUGAAACCCACUUUGAUAUGCAAAAUACAGGUUUCAGAAAACAAAAGCAACUUAGGAACUUUGCAUACAGCAGUGACAUGAGCAAGUUUGAUCAGCCCAGUGAUGAGGAAAGCCAUUUCUUACAUGAUAAUGUACCUGAGUCAUUGCAUCUGCAUACCUACCUUUCUCAUCCCAUGGAUCAUAAGUUCAUGUAUAUUUCAUUCUUCCUUCUAAAUUAUGUAAG